Messenger RNA from Kalmanozyma brasiliensis GHG001, 3072 nucleotides. Its product is annotated as Rho GTPase-activating protein domain protein. Gene Ontology annotation, biological process: small GTPase-mediated signal transduction; cytoskeleton organization. The transcript has a single exon. Lineage: Eukaryota; Fungi; Basidiomycota; Ustilaginomycetes; Ustilaginales. Gene Ontology annotation, molecular function: GTPase activator activity. Gene Ontology annotation, cellular component: cytoplasm; cell division site; plasma membrane. Bases 1 to 3072 code for a protein of 1023 amino acids. The record is from RefSeq and is a predicted model, not a curated record.
AUGAGCUCGCCAUCGUCGCUCACGGUGGUAUACCCGCCUGCUUUCGCAAACUCGUUCUGGUCACAUCCCGCCUACCGCCCAGGAGCACAGAGCCUCUACUCCAAGCUGCAAGCGGGUCUCGACGAGAACGAGUCAAUUCUUGCUUUUGUAGCGCAUCGAGCAGAGCUCGAGUACACUCAUGCAGAGGCUCUGGCGACACCGCCCCCUCAAGUAUCCUUUGCAGCGCCUCUCUUCAAGCAAGCAGCCGGCAUCCUUCACGAGGUCCUCCCCAUCGACACCAACCUCGGCGCUUCAUCCGCUCCAACGCGCGGGUUUAGCACCAACACCUCAGCCACCUCGCGCGCUUUUCGCAUGAUCCAGGCCGAGACCAACAGCGCACACGCCAACGCUCACGGCAAAGUAGCUCGUCAUCUCGAAAAGUCCAUUCUCGAGCCCUUUGGCAAGUGGGCAGCUGAUCACCGCCAACGUGUCACCCAGAGCUGGGAGCACGUCGACGCUACGCUCGCUCGCUUCGAACGUCAGAAGAACGAGGUCGACAAGCUUAAGCAUAGCUACGAGAACAAGUGCCGAACCGCUGACGAGGCGGAGGACGAUGCGCGAUUCGCGCCCAUCGAGGACUCGGAUCACGUCUCGUCCCCACCUGCUCGAGCUUCUGAUGCUGGGCUGCGACCACCCGGGCCACCGGGGUCCCUCCUGCAGCGCAGGAGCGUCUCGGGCGAGAGCGCCAAGGCAAUCGACGCAGAGGAAGAGACAGACGCUGAAAAGCUCAAGCGUCGCGAAACAGUCCGAAAGCAGUUUGGCUUCUCGCAGCGAGCUGCAUCGGCCACUCAUGCUCCAUCGGCGGCUGCCAGGGCCGUCGAGUUUGCUGGCGUCAAGCUGCCUCCUCUACCUACUGAGACGGAAGGACAGGCUAUGGAGAGUAGUGUUGACUCAGCCGCGCCUGCUACCAGCCUAAAGCGUACCGGCACCAUCUCAGCUCUGGUCAGCUCGGCGGUUGAGAAGAUGCCCGCUCCCAUCAAGGCAGCCGUCGGUGGCGUAGUGUCCGGAGAACCCCGUCACUUCCGACUUAGGCGUGACGCCGACAACGCAGAAAGGGUCUAUGAGGAAGCUGUCCGCAAUCUGGAUCGCACCCGUUGCCAGGUCGAAGAGGUGCUCUUUGAGCACUACGCUCUUACCCAGCGCUGGGAGGUCGACCGCAUUCGAGCCGUCCAGUCGGUGCUUGCAUCCUACAACCAGGCUGUCUCGGCGCAGCUUCCCAUCCUGCAAGAGUCGUCCGCUCGCUCAGUCCACAUUCAUCAAGGCCUCAACCCGGCAUUGGAGCUGCGUGCCUUGAUACGUCAAGCCAGGACCGGUCCCUUCCAUCCAGCCAUCGAGCGCUUCCAGCCGUACUACCACGACGAGAUUUCGCUUGGUCGCAAAGCGGGCCCUCAGGGUGAGGCACACGCAUGGCUUAUCAAGAAUGGCGGGUUCGGCUUGAACUUGUCCCUUGUCGAACGUCUUGACUACCUCGAGCGACUGGAGCGCCAGCAGUCAGGAGCCGCCGAUUUAGCUACAAGCGCUGGUGCAAGCUCGCAACAGCUGGCCCCGCUUCCACCUGUGCUGACUGCGCUUUUGGCGGCACUGGAGCGUGCAUACUCAGACACCGAAAGGUGGACCGAGAUGGCCAAGGCGCUCACUGCUUCAAAGACAACCGAAGGCGCUGCUGUUGAUGAGCCCGCUGCGCCGGACGCGAAGCUGGUCGACCAGGAGAAGCGCAAGGUCUGGAUUCUCGAGGUGCCGCUGCCCAUCACGCAUCGUCUGCGAGAUGCUCUGAUCGCGCACCUCACCCCUUCGCUUGCUGACCUCAUCUAUGGCGAUGGCAAGGCUGCCGAUGGAAGCUUCAACCCGAUCCCGGACAAACUUCUCGACUCGUACGAUGCACCUGUCCUGGCCGCUUGCGUCAAGCUCUGGCUGCUCGAGCUUGAGCACAGUCUCAUUACCGAAGAUCUCUGGGACCAGAUUGACUCGAUCUACCGCGCUGCUGCAGGCCAGGAGCACGAGGCUCUCGCUGCUGCCACUCCAACCCUGCCCAGCACUGAGGAGAAAGACGAAGACGAGGCGGCGGCCGAAUCGAAUUCGAGCAUCCGACCACCAGCACCGCCGGCUAAGCGCCCGUCGAUCGACGACGCCACCAAGCAGAAGAUCAAAGCUGGUGUGCUGGACGACCUCCGCGUUGUGCUCAACAAGCUGCCCAAGAUCCACCUCGCCUGCCUCGAUUUGCUCUUCUCGCACCUGCACAAGCUGGUCACCACCACCGAGGCGGUUGAGUCGGUUGGCGUCUACACCAACAAGCUUGGCCUCGCGCUCGGCCGGGCGCUGCUGCGACCGGCGCACGAAUCCGCCUACACCGUCACCUCGCAGAUCGGCACGCUGGUCGUCAUCGACCUCGUCCAGCACUACGAGGACAUCUUUCCCGAUCUCGUCGCCAAGAAGCGCGACGAGGCGGCUGCGCAGGUGUCGACCAGUCCGAGCAACGGCUGGGCGCAGGGGCAGCGGCCCACACCCAUCCGCAAGCGCACCAAGCCGGUCGACCAGCGCAUCUCCCGCUCGUCGAUCGGGGCUGAUCUGCAACAGGGCACAAAGAUGCUGGUCGAGCAGAUGGAGAGGGAACGCAGCUCACGGGGUGGAUCCGAGCCUCCUGUGCCUGAAAAGACGCCGCCUACGCCACCGCCCGCCAUUGUCACCGCUACGGAUACGGCGAUGGAAAAGCAGCAGGACAACGCGGCAGCACCCACACCGCUUGCCGACCGCGUGCUCACCUCGUCCGCCGAUAGCGCUGCAGGGCGCGAGGCCGAGACCGUGUCGAUUGCCAGCGAGACCGCAGAGCACGCCGAGCAGCAGGAAGAGGAGAAACCGCUUUCGAACGUCGCAAGGCUGUCGAGGCAGUUUAAUAGUGCGAAUCUGGGUCCUGCAGCCAAGAGGACAGGAGGCGUGGUGAGAGGCCCGAGACCGGCCGGAGCGAGGGCUGCGAGGAUGUCGACCCAGAGCAGCGUCGCUUCGGAGACCGCGUCGACGGGCGAGGAAGCACAAUGA